Messenger RNA from Mesorhabditis belari, 606 nucleotides. NCBI's taxonomy places the organism in Eukaryota, Metazoa, Nematoda, Chromadorea, Rhabditida, Rhabditidae. The record is from the annotation of a GenBank genome assembly.
AUGAAAGGAAUUCCAGAUCACAAUCACGGUCGUGAGCCAAUGGCGCUGCGGUGCAAUCACGUUUUGUGCAAACGUUGUCUGGAGCGUGUGAUCAAUCAAGACAAAAGCGGCACCAUGCAAAAAAGUUGCCCCUUCUGCAAUCAACAAUUCGAAAGUGAUGAUGUGAGCGCGAGUAAUUCGAUGACAAGCUUCAUCGAUGGGUUGCCAGCAAUGAAUGAGCAACUGAAAAGGAUGCAGGCGGAGGCUGAACCGAAGAGAAUUCCAAUGAGACAAUGCGUUGAAUGCGAGAAAAGACUCAAACGUCCCACAUCGGAGGCCCGAAAGAGAUUGGAGAUUCAAUUCGCCCCCUACAUGCAAAUCUUACCCUAUCUUCACGAGGAGUUGCAAAAGAAAAUUGGCGAACUUGAAGAGAAAAUCCUCAACAACGUCUCAACUGAGCUCGUCGAGAUCGAGAUCGAGCUGAAAUACUUUUGGGAAAAUGGGAAAAGAUUUCGAGCAACUCUCCGAGGAGUACAUCCCGCAUCUCAGAGGAUACAUCAACAAGCUGAAUCAAAUAAUCGGCGGAUUCGAGGAAGAGUUCGACCCAAAAGGCAGCGAUUUGGAUUU